AUGCUUCUCUCCAAAUCCCUCCUUUUGUUCACCGCCACCUUUGGCCUUGUAUUUGUCUCUAAUGUGCAUGGCGUCAAAAUGUCAUCAAUUGAACAAUGUCCUGCUCUCAAGCCCAGAACCACUGCUCCAAAGGGUGUGACUGAUCUACGCCCAGAUGAUAUCACUGUUAUUGGUGCCAUCGGUGACAGUAUUACUGCUGGAUUUGCUGCUGAUGGUAUUCAAGGAGAUUCACUUCUCAAUCUCAAGUCAAUUUAUGAGUACCGUGGUGUCAGUUAUGCUGCAGGUGGUGAUCCUGGUGCAAUUACUAUUCCAAAUCUUAUCAAGCGAUACAGCCCCAAGCUUCUUGGACCCUCAGUAAAGGAGCACCUGGCCGAGCUGUGCUUUGGCCCUCUAUGCGCUCCCAACCAAUAUAAACCAAGCAUGGAUGUUUUGAAUGCUGCUCAAUCUGGUGCAAUGGCUCCUAAUCUUGAUGAUCAAGUUGAUUAUCUCUUGCCAGCAAUCAAGAACUUGCCAGGCGUCAACUACACCCACGACUGGAAGCUUAUUAAUAUUCAAAUUGGCAGUAAUGAUCAGUGUACUUAUUGCCUUGAUCCCGUUUUCCAAUCUUUGGGAGCCAAGAGUUACGGAGAGAAUGUUGUUGCUGCAAUUGAACGUAUCCGAACUACUGUUCCUCGUGUGCUUAUCAACUUGAUGAGUACAUUCAAGGUUUCGCAAGUCUAUACCCUGACAGCCCAACAAGAGUACUGCAUGCCCUUCAAGGAUAUCAACUUCAAGUUGAACACCUUUGAGUGCAUGUGCUCCAUUAACCCCAAGAAGCGUCCACAGAUGGAUGAAAUCUCUGAUGCUUACAAUGCUCAGUUGUUGAAAAUCUUCAAUGACUACAAGUCCAAGAGCACAGACAGUUUUGGUGUAAUGUACACACCCGUGCCGGUUAAUAUCACUAGUUUCCCCAUCGAUGGACUCAGUGACAUUGAUUGCUUCCACCCUAGCACAAAGGGUCAUCAGUGGGUGACCAAGGCUCUCUGGAAUACGAUGUUUGUUCCCUUGGCCAGUAAGCCUACCGUUUUGAAUUUCGAUGAGCAGGAACAGGUCUAUUGCCCUACUGAAACUGAUCGUAUUGGAAGUUAA
Messenger RNA from Phycomyces blakesleeanus NRRL 1555(-), 1128 nucleotides. RefSeq lists its product as hypothetical. Lineage: Eukaryota; Fungi; Mucoromycota; Mucoromycetes; Mucorales; Phycomycetaceae. Gene Ontology annotation, biological process: phospholipid metabolic process. The transcript is spliced from 11 exons. Gene Ontology annotation, molecular function: glycerophospholipase activity. The record is from RefSeq and is a predicted model, not a curated record. The coding region runs from base 1 to 1128 and encodes 375 amino acids.